Racocetra persica is the source of this 255-nucleotide messenger RNA. The record is from the annotation of a GenBank genome assembly. NCBI's taxonomy places the organism in Eukaryota, Fungi, Glomeromycota, Glomeromycetes, Diversisporales, Gigasporaceae.
GGAGUUGAUGAAAACCUAUAUACUAAACAGGUUUAUUCAAACGAGGAUCUUUAUAUAGAUCACAAAGUUCUAGUGGACAAUACUGAGAGUCUUGAUAAUCAAAAAGUUAAUAAUAUUGAGAAUCUUGAUGACCAAGAGGUUCCAAAUUAUACUGAGAGUUUUGAUUCAGACAAAGAUGAAUUAGAUCAUUUUAAAAUUCCUACUAAGAUUCCAGAGGAUGAAUAUGAUUUCUUAUUUUUUUCUGAUACUGAUUAA